AUGAGAGCACCUAUUCACCCCGGAGAAAUGUUGCGGGAGGAAUUUCUUGCUCCCUUGAAUAUGAAGCCGGAAGAAUUAGCCCAAAAAAUUAAUGUUCCUCCUAAAACGAUAAAGGAUAUUUGCCAAGAAAAAAAAGACUUAACUCCAGAAAUAAUUUGCCGGUUAGCUGUUUACUUUAAAAUGUCUUAUGAAUUUUGA
Messenger RNA from Ambispora gerdemannii, 198 nucleotides. The record is from the annotation of a GenBank genome assembly. Lineage: Eukaryota; Fungi; Glomeromycota; Glomeromycetes; Archaeosporales; Ambisporaceae.